AAUUCCAGCAGUGUGCACACAAGUGUACUGACUAAACAUGAGUUCCACUAUUAGACUUUUAUUGACAUUUACAAUUAUUAAUUUCAAGAAUUAAAUGAGUGACGCUGGGUACCCUUGAGUUAUGACGUAAAGUGGAUAGUCCUGAUUAGUUUAUUUAUGUAAUAAAAUAUAUAUAUUAAAAAACAACAACUUACGCAUAAAUCAUACAAUAUGCUUCCACAAUCAGCUAAAUGCUAAUGCCUAGGGGAUAUAAUGUAACAUAGAAAGUAUUUAUCAGAAAGGGUUAAUGAUGAAGUUAUUUUUUAGGUCAUUUUAAACAGAAAUAAAAAGAGCACAUUUGAAUUGAAGAUCCAUUUGAUUGCAAAAGUGUGAAAUACACUAAUGGUAGUGUGUGAAUAACAAUAGUAAUUUGGAAUUUGUUAGAUGUAAUCAUACAUUAGAAUCAUCUUUUUAACCUGUUGGAUAUUUAUAGAUUAUUUGUGUAGCCUACGUUACAUGACGCUUUAUGAUAUCUCUCUCUUAUGUAGGUUACACAUUACUUUUUAAUAACAAUAACUUAAUUUAUGUAGCACCUUUAAAAAAAGCUGUGAUACAAUGUUGCAGCAAUGGUUGUAUAACUAUGUAAUUACAUUCAUAAAAUAGAUUAAUCAAGAUAGACUAGGGCGUAACCAUGCAUUAUUUGAGGGGAAUGUGUCCAGUCUGUCAGUACAGUAGAAAAUUUGUUAAACAUGUCCUCCUUGUCAAUAUGUCUAUGGUUGGUUCAGUGUGGCCAACUUUUUAGAUCCUCUUUAAAAACUGUAUUUCUUAAAAGCCACCAGUUUUGCAACUUAUUCAAAUCAGGAAAAAAGACAAAACAUUAUAGUAUUUGGGACAGGACUAGAGCUGCUCUUCUGCCAACAGCGUUAAUCCCUUAUAAACAACAGAACAACAAAACAUCAAAACAAAUGUCAGUGUAGUCAUCAAAAUGUUCUAUAUGUGCGCAUUUUAAUUCAUCGUUGUAGGAAAUGCUUUUCUGGUGGAGUGCUGUCAUUUGGACUCAUCCAAUGUCUAUAACUUGGUUAGACCCUUGUAGAAUCAUAACUGGUACGAAAGCACUGGUUUGCUGAAGCAAGCGGAAAUCUUUUAGCCACGGUUCCUGUUCCUGCCGAACAUUUUUUGCAGUGACACAAAACAAUCGCAACAGUACACGGAUGUGAGGUUGGGAGUACUAAAUCGCCAGGCCUCCACAUUAAAACAAGUGAGCCUGUAAUUGGUGCAGGGUCGGUGGUAUGUGUGUAUGGCAUACAUUAAUACGAGCUUCGCCCGCAACAAGCUGAAGUACGCUGCUUGGUCGUAGCUACAGAUCACGGGGCAGCUAACGUAACGUUAGCUACAAUGCUAACAUGAUGUUCAACCCUUUAGCCGGGUUACCAGAUGACCGAAAAUCCAUGUACAGCCAGUCACAAAACAGCGUGUACAAAACUGGAGACAAAACAAGCCCUAUUAGCGUCAUACUGGUUAGCUCUGGCAGCCGAGGACACAAGCUACUUUUUCGAUACCCUUUCCAAAGAGUGGCUGAAUGUCCGUCAUCUCUUACAGCUAAACAACGAAGUCCUUAUGCACUGAACGCAACCGGGGAUGGUCUUGAAGAUCAGGAUGGUGAUUCAAGGUUCUCUGACAUCAUCCUUGCCACCAUCCUGGCCACCAAAUCUGACAUGUGUGGGAAGAAGUUUGAACUGAAGAUAGACAAUGUUCGAUUUGUGGGUCACCCUACUCUUCUUCAGCAUCCUCCCAUCAUUCAGGUUUCUAAGACAGAUCCUUCACCUAAGAGAGAAAUGCCUACAAUGAUAUUGUUUAAUGUGGUGUUUGCCCUAAGGGCGAAUGCUGACCCGUCCGUCAUCAGCUGCAUGCACAACCUGUCCCGCCGCAUUGCAAUAGCUCUGCAGCAUGAGGAGCGGCGCUGCCAGUACCUGACCAGAGAGGCCAAACUGAUGCUGGCCGUCCAGGAUGAGAUUACUACCAUGACUGAGACGGAUGGAAGCCCCCAGUCACCAUUUAGACAAAUUCUUCCCAAAUGUAAGCUGGCUAGAGACCUGAAGGAGGGUUAUGACAGCCUUUGUACAACUGGUGUGGUGCGACUACAUAUUAACAACUGGCUUGAAGUGAGCUUCUGUUUACCACACAAGAUCCACAGGAUUGGUGGCAACUAUAUCCCCCCAGAGGCAUUAGAGCGCAGCCUUAAGGCUAUAAGACCCUAUCAUUCCCUACUGCUACUGGAAAGUGAGAAGGCACUGCUGAGCCAGCUUCCUCUGGACUGCUCGCCUGCGAUGGUGCGCCUCAUCAAAACCUGCUCAGCGGUGAAAAACCUGCAGCAACUCGCACAGGAUGCUGACCUGGCCUUACUUCAGAUAUUUCAAAUUGCUGCUCACUUGGUUUACUGGGGCAAAGCGAUCAUCAUCUAUCCACUGUGUGAGAACAACGUCUACAUGCUGUCUCCUCAUGCCAACAUCUGCCUAUAUUCACCAUUGGCUGAUCAGUUUGCCCAGCAGUUUCCUGGUCAUGAUCUGCCCUCCAUGUUAGCCAAGUUCUCACUCCCUGUCUCACUGGCUGAGUUCAGAAAUCCUCUAGAAGCUCCUGCACAGGAGGCCCAGUUGAUCCAGAUGGUAGUGUGGAUGCUCCAGCGCCGCCUGUUGAUCCAGCUGCACACUUAUGUCUGCCUGUUGGUACCGCCCAGCGAGGAUGAACCCGGGUUGAAGGAUGAAGACCCACCACUGGCUGCCCGAGUUGGAGGCCGUAGUCUCAGCACCCCUAGCGCACUCAGCUUUGGUUCGCCAACCAGUAGUGAUGACAUGACCCUCACCAGUCCCAGUAUGGACAACUCCAGUGCAGAGCUAUUGCCUGGUGGGGACUCUCCGCUUAACAAGAGGAUGACAGAGACGCUGCUUGCCAGCCUGUCCGAGCAUGAGAGGCAGGUUAUUCUUAACAUCCCCGCUGCACAAAAUCCAGAGGAUCUACGGAUGUUUGCCAGGCUGCUUCACUAUUUCCGGGGACAUCACCACCUGGAAGAGAUUAUGUAUAAUGAGAACAUGAGGCGCUCGCAGCUCAAGACACUGUUUGACAAGUUCCGCAGUGUCCUAGUGGUGACCAACCAUGAGGAUCCCAUUAUUUCAAUCUUUCAGUCACCCACGGAGUAG
Molecule: messenger RNA, 3173 nt
Organism: Morone saxatilis (striped sea-bass)
Lineage: Eukaryota; Metazoa; Chordata; Actinopteri; Moronidae
Gene: nprl3
Product: NPR3-like, GATOR1 complex subunit
Exons: 13
Coding region: 1383-3173 (596 amino acids)
Biological process (GO): TORC1 signaling; positive regulation of autophagy; cellular response to amino acid starvation
Cellular component (GO): GATOR1 complex
Source: RefSeq, a predicted model, not a curated record